This is a messenger RNA of Drosophila hydei, 1920 nucleotides long. RefSeq lists its product as uncharacterized. The transcript has a single exon. The record is from RefSeq and is a predicted model, not a curated record. Bases 189 to 1532 code for a protein of 447 amino acids. Lineage: Eukaryota; Metazoa; Arthropoda; Insecta; Diptera; Drosophilidae.
AAUGCGAAAGGAAAUUAUUUCACCUCAGCUUAAAUAUCAUAGGAGCUUCACAGCUCUAGAGAGCAGAGAGUAGGAGCAUAAUUCGCAGUUUAAUUACAGUAGGAAACAAUCACACAAUAUUUAGAAAUUCUACAAGUUGUUAAGGACAAUUGCCAGUUCGGAAAGUAUCCUAAAAGGAAACUCAAGUCAUGACCACAGAGGAGUUAAAUUUUGUAUGCGAAAAGCUGGGCAACUUCCAGUACAUGGACAAUCAGUUGGAAUCGGCCAAGGAGUACGCCCACUGGCUGCUCUCCAACAUGGAGCUGAGCUGGCGUGGCUGUCUGAUACCGGGAUUGCUGGGAUAUUUGCGUGAGCCGGGGCCGCAGCGUUCGCCGCGUCAAUGCGUGAAGGCGUUGCGCGUGCUGCACGAGACGACGACGCACUGCACCAAGGUCGAUCUGAAGCGCCUGGUACUGACCACAGAUUUGCUCUCGCUGAUGCGCGAAAUGCUGCAGCUGACCAAAUUGCGUGGCACCAUCAAAUGCUGCUGUUUGGCCUUGCUGAGCAACAUCCUCGUCUCCGGCUGGCGUAUGCGGGAUGCCGUCGUCGAGUCGGGCCUGCUCGCCGAGCUGCUGCAAAUGCUGACGCACCGCCGACGCGGCCAGCAGACAGUGCAGCAAUGCGACAAGGGGCAAGUGCUAUGGCUGCUCUAUCAGGUGUUGCGCUACAAGGUGCCGGGCCCCACAUUGAAUGCCAUACGAAAGAUUGCCCUAGCGCUGCCCGCGCUACUGCAUCAUUCGCAGGACGUGGAGCUGCUGUUGCCCACGCUGCAGUUGGCGCGCCUCAUCUCCGAAUAUCACUCGACCAUGGUCCCGGCGAUGGUCAAGACGAAGCUAUUGGGCCGCGUUGUGCGCUUUGUACUGAGUCCCCUGCCAGAGAUUCAGCGUGAGGCGCUCUUUGUGGUCGCCAAUGUGUGCCUGGAGUACCGCCGACGUCAGGCACUGUUUCGCUUUCCCAAGAGCAUCCUGCUGCAUGUCCAUGGCCUGGCACUGGGCGGCCGGCCGGACAUACGUGUGCUGGUGCUGCACCUGAUGGGCGGCAUUAUAGACAACAGGUGCAUCAAGUUGGAGCACUUCGUGGAGCUCGGCCUGCUCAAGAAGAUUGUCUACUGCGCCAGCAAAGAUGAGAAGGACGAUGCAGUUCGCCUGGCCGCUGGCUGGACACUGGUUAGCCUAGCAUUGCACCUGUGUCGCUGCUAUUUGGACUAUUUUAUUGACUGCGGCGCGCUGCACGCCAUCUGUGAGCUGCUGCGCCUGGAGCUGCCUGUCCAGCUGUUGCGUAAUAUACUCGUCGUACUCUUUCUGCUGGGCGAGAAGCAUUGCCAUAGCAAACAAUGUUUGUUGCACGUCAUGUGGCAGUGCAACAUUUGGCCCAAGAUUCAAUCGCUGCAGGGCAGCAACAAUGCUGCCGUUAGAACUCUCUGCACACUUCUCACCUCUCGUCAUGCCAUGGAACUGAUUUGGCCCGAGGCGCGUAUCUAUCUGAGAAUGUAACUUUAUUAACAAUUAUCAUAUUUGUAUGCAAAAUGUAAUGAACAUAAAUUUAUUUACACUGGUAGGGCACAAAUGUAAAUUGAUUUGUUAAUGCUGUCUCCUCAUCACACAAAAGGCACAUCCGAUCAUCACAGCAGGAGCGGGCAGACUAAAUGGUUGCAUUACACGAACAGCUGCUCUAAGCAUUCACACCAAUACAAUAAAGCACUCAACCAAGAUACUUUUCUCACUCAGUUCUCUCCAGCUCACGUUGAAAGAUUGCGGGACUCAAGUAACGGUAUCCGGUUAAAUCUCCCGCUCACUCAGUACUGCUCGUCGGCAGGGCUGCCAAUUUUGAUCAGAAAAAGGCUGUUUUUAAUGGAGGGGAGAGAGAAAAGCUGAUAAAUAA